GGUUCCUCUUUCUCUUUCUUUGCUCCCUUCUCUCAGAAAAAGAAAUAAAUUCUAUAUAUCCAUGUCUUCAACGACCAGUUCUAGUUACCAAUUUCCCUCUAUUCAUGAUUUUCCUCCCUUUUACACUCGACAACCUACAGAAACGACUUGGCAGAAUCAAGCUCUUCAAUGGUCAGAUCUUAUACUCAAAUAUGCUCGACAUUAUCGGAUAUUCACUUUGAAUCUUAAUCAAGCAACAACUCCUGGUGCUUCCCCAUUAUUCGAAAACACUCGUAUCAAACGUCGUUUAUCGCUCGAAACUCUGCAAGAAGUUAUAGAGUUCAUGGUUCAACAAGGUACGGCAAAAUGGGGGGACAAUAAAACAGAAGCAUUACUUUUCUGGCGUAAACCUGAUGAUUGGGCAGACUUGAUAGCACAAUGGGUGAUACAAAGUGGACUCAAUAACAAUAUUGUUACAACAUACGAAAUAGCUCACGGUGAAUUAGCAGAAGGACAAGAAUUCUAUGAGAUAGAUCACAACGUUUUGUUACUUGCGAUUCAAGUAUUGGUUAAACGCGGUGUGGCACAGUUAUUCAAAGGAACUGAUAAUGAAAAUAUGGGUGUCAAAUUUUUUGGAAUCAAAUGAAAAAAUAGAAUAGUAUAGAUUAUGCUUGUAUUAUAGGAUUUUUUUUUAUUGAACAAUAAUAAAAAAAGU
This is a messenger RNA of Halteromyces radiatus, 694 nucleotides long. RefSeq names its product ESCRT-II complex subunit-domain-containing protein. The transcript is spliced from 6 exons. Gene Ontology annotation, molecular function: structural molecule activity; protein homodimerization activity. Lineage: Eukaryota; Fungi; Mucoromycota; Mucoromycetes; Mucorales; Cunninghamellaceae. Gene Ontology annotation, biological process: protein transport to vacuole involved in ubiquitin-dependent protein catabolic process via the multivesicular body sorting pathway. Gene Ontology annotation, cellular component: ESCRT II complex. The record is from RefSeq and is a predicted model, not a curated record. Bases 62 to 625 code for a protein of 187 amino acids.